AAAAAUUCCCCUUAAACUUAAUCCCGAGGGAUCCGUUGAACGGUUAAGUGUUGGAGUUUAAUAAACUGUUUAAUUAAGGACGCGUCAGAUCGGCAGGGAACAGUGUCGUGCGCGCGCGCGUCCCACAGCCAUGCUGGUGAUAGCGCUCGUGUUUUUAACGAGCAUCUUCGCAGAGGCACGGCCUUUCAACAUAACCCACCUCAUAGUCCCCGAAAUCGUACCCCCCGGGCUAGAAGAAGUCGAAAUCGAGUGCAGAUACGACGCCAACUUCACUCUCCUCAACUGGUUUAAAGGCUCUAAUGAGUUUUUCCGUUACAAACCUGGAUCAGCACCGAGUACGAGAUCCUUUCCUAUCCUCGGAGUUGGGAGAGUGGAACUGGUCGCUUGCGGACCGACGGCUUGCCGCCUCAAACUUGGCGCGUUGACGGAAGACGCUACUGGAUUAUACAGAUGUGAUAUCGAAAGAGAUGUACCGCCAUACAGAUUUGCUACCCGAAAAGCGUAUAUGGAAGUUCACGGACAUGUGCAUAGGAAACCGAUCCUCGAAGGGUUGGCUGGAGAAUUCGGAGAAGGGGAUGUGAUGAAGGCAUACUGUAGAGGAGCUCCUGACACCGAACUGCGCUGGUAUAUAAAUGGUAGAGAACUAGAAGAGUUAAGAGGUUCAACAGUUUUGAAGAAGACAAGUUCGAGAUUACUAUUCCUUGGUAUACCACCGAUGGUCACCGUACAGUGCGCUGAAUACAGAUUCGGAAAAUUGUUCGGGUCGAAUCAAGAAAAGGCGCGAUGGAAAGACCAUGGCGGUCAGGAUGAAAGGCCACAAGAACAAAGAAAUAAAUCGGGUAUAUUAAAAGUGCAUUCCAUAUUUGUUUGUAUUAGUUUAGUAUUUGUUGACGUUGUGAAAUAUUUUGUUUGUGAUUAGAUAAGAUUAAGAAAAGCUAAAUAAUGAAAUCAGUUCCUCGAAAGAAAGUUUUAUUGUUCUUUAUAUUGCAAGAUGUAAUUAUAUUUUUGUCACGUGGAUAAGAGAAAUAUCUAUAUAUUAUGUAAUAAAUUUAUUUAUAAAAAUUAUAGCUUUUC
Maniola jurtina (meadow brown) is the source of this 1074-nucleotide messenger RNA. RefSeq lists its product as uncharacterized. The record is from RefSeq and is a predicted model, not a curated record. The coding region runs from base 131 to 919 and encodes 262 amino acids. NCBI's taxonomy places the organism in Eukaryota, Metazoa, Arthropoda, Insecta, Lepidoptera, Nymphalidae. The transcript has a single exon.